Messenger RNA from Dipodomys ordii (Ord's kangaroo rat), 1909 nucleotides. RefSeq names its product cathepsin B (gene Ctsb). Gene Ontology annotation, cellular component: lysosome. The record is from RefSeq and is a predicted model, not a curated record. The transcript is spliced from 10 exons. The coding region runs from base 111 to 1130 and encodes 339 amino acids. Gene Ontology annotation, biological process: regulation of catalytic activity. Lineage: Eukaryota; Metazoa; Chordata; Mammalia; Rodentia; Heteromyidae. Gene Ontology annotation, molecular function: cysteine-type endopeptidase activity.
GGGCGGCGGGGCGGCCUCGGAGGUUCGUGCUCGGCUCCGGCUGCGCGCUCGCGGCUGCAGGCCUAGGCUGUCGGUGCUGCGUUCGGUGAGUCCAGGACCCAGCUUCCAGAAUGUGGCACUCCUUAGCCUUCCUGUGCUGCCUGCUGGUGCUGACCAGUGCCCAGAGCCGGCUUUCCUUCCGCCCGCUGUCAGACGAGCUGCUCAACUACAUCAACAAGCAGAACACGACGUGGCAGGCUGGACACAACUUCUACAACGUGGAUGUGAGCUACCUGAAGAAGCUGUGUGGCACCCUCCUGGGUGGGCCUCGGCUGCCUGAGAGAGUUCAGUUCGCUGAGGACAUAGAUCUACCUGAAAGCUUCGAUGCACGGGAACAUUGGCCCAACUGCCCCACCAUCAAGGAGAUCAGAGACCAGGGCUCCUGUGGCUCCUGCUGGGCUUUUGGAGCUGUGGAAGCUAUUUCUGACCGGAUCUGCAUCCACACCAACGGGCACGUGAACGUGGAGACCUCCGCGGAGGACUUGCUCACCUGCUGUGGCAGCCAGUGUGGGGACGGCUGUAAUGGUGGCUAUCCCUCUGGAGCUUGGAACUUCUGGACCAAAAAAGGCCUGGUUUCCGGCGGCCUGUACAAUUCCCAUGUCGGCUGCAGACCGUACUCCAUCCCCCCGUGCGAGCACCACGUGAACGGCUCCCGGCCCCAGUGCACGGGGGAGGGUGACACCCCCAAGUGCAGCAAGUCCUGCGAGCCCGGCUACACCCCGUCCUACAGAGAAGACAAGCACUACGGGUACACCUCCUACAGCAUCUCUGGAAGCGAGAAGGAGAUCAUGGCCGAGAUCUACAAAAACGGGCCGGUGGAGGGCGCCUUCACCGUCUUCUCCGAUUUCCUGAUGUACAAGUCAGGUGUGUACAAGCAUGUGACCGGAGAUAUGAUGGGCGGCCACGCCAUCCGCAUCCUGGGCUGGGGAACCGAGAAUGGUGUCCCCUACUGGCUGGUGGCCAACUCCUGGAAUGUUGACUGGGGUGACAAGGGCUUCUUUAAAAUCCUCAGAGGAGAGGAUCAUUGUGGCAUCGAAUCCGAGAUCGUGGCAGGAAUCCCACGCACUGACCAAUACUGGGGAAGGUUCUAAUGGGCUGCAGGCCUGGCUGGUUCUAGGAGAGGUGUCCCCACAGGUAUGGUCUUGUAGCUGGGAGUGAGAUGGGGCAGGAAUAGCUCUUAUCCUUGGAGUUCACAUAAGAUCCAAGAGGUUUUAGACAAAACCUGAAGGACUGAAUUGAACCAAACUCACGCCUGCCAUCAGCGGUCUUCUGAGGAGACUUGUGUGGACAGACAGCACACCCAGAGUCUCCCAUCUAGACUAGUGCUGUAUGUAGCGUCCGCUGUCCAGCUCUGCUGCAUCCCUCCGCCCCCGCCCUCCUCCGGAGCACCUCCCGCCCAGGCAGACCGCACACCCAGGGCGGAGUUCCUCAAAGGACAAAUGCUGCUCCGAGCAUCGCACCUCCUGACCUGUGACCCGUGCAGAGAGCAUGCGUGCAGUCCGUCCUCUGCAGAAAGCCCCCGCAUCCAUCCCUCCUUCCAGGACCUCUAGCCUUGCCCUAGGCUGCUUUUUUUUUUAAAUAGGAGUUUGGUUUGCUUUGGGUUUUGUUUUGUUUUGUGCACCUCAGCUGAUCAUGUGAAUGAACAAGACUAAGAGUUGGAAGAUUUUCUCCUCGUGGCCUGGCUUGAAGCAAGCCACGGUGUCAAGAUUUGCUGGCUGAUCUACUGACCUCCACUACCACAGUGAACUUAGUUUGGGAGAAAACGGCUUUUGCUGUUUCUUUUUUUAAAAAGAGAAAAAAAAUCACUGCUUAACCGUGUCCAUCUUUAACAAGGAAUGACUGUGCCAAUAAAAGAUUGCUCCAGCUUGAA